Molecule: messenger RNA, 2772 nt
Organism: Arabis nemorensis
Lineage: Eukaryota; Viridiplantae; Streptophyta; Magnoliopsida; Brassicales; Brassicaceae
Source: the annotation of a GenBank genome assembly
AUGGAAAACAAAACUAGUUCGAGGUUAGAGAUUGUUCUUCCGGGUCGGAUUGAAACCGGUUUGGAGGAAAUCUACAAGAAACACAAGUGUGGUCCGAUAAACAAUGAGACGAGGAAGAGACUGUCUUUAGUUUCUGAGGAGGUGGCUUCUGAUACGCUCAAGAAGGUUUUAAAUUCGAAGCAUGUGAUUUCUCUUGACGGAUUCAUCAAAUAUUUUGUUGAUCAGAGCUCGGGCAAGUCUCCGGCUCAGUCUCCUCCUUACGAUGGAGGAUCUCUGCACAGUCCUCAGCUCUUAGCUUUAGCUGACCUUGAAUUUAAGAAGAUGUUUUUGUUGCUUAGCUAUAUCCCAGGGCAAGACUUGAGUAAGGUUAUAACUUGUGAUGAGAUCAGACAAUUGAAGGACUUGCCUAUGGUUGCAUAUGAAAUAGCGUCACUUGAAUGGGAUAGCGGAAAGACUCAUUACUAUCAGUGUCAUGUCGCUUUGGACGGUGGUCACACUUUCAAGGGCCCUCUUCUUGAACACACUGGAACACACCUUCACAAGGUCUUAGGCGAUGAAAAUGUUUUGACGGUCAAAUUUGCGGAUGCACCGAAAAGCUCUUCAACCAGUUGUAAUGACCGUGACUUUAUAUAUAAAGGGAUUGCCAAGAAUGGUAUCAUGAUUGGUUUACGUCGUUAUCAAUUCUUUGUUUUCAAAGAUGGAGGGAAAGAAGAGAAGAAGAAAGAUUUUUCUACGAAGGGAGUGAAAUGCUACUUCAUACGCACGGACUCUACAUCUUCAAACGAUAUGGGAAGUCCCUAUAUCUUCUCCGGGAAGUCAAUCCAUGAAGCUCGUAUGCAUUUUAUGCACGCUCAUACAUUGCCAUCUUUGGCCAAGUAUAUGGCAAGGUUCUCUUUAAUUCUGUCAAAGACUAAGAAGCUUGAAGUUGACAUGGCUGGGAUUACAAUCGAUGAAAUCGAUGAUAUACGCUGCCAUGAUCAAUAUGGUAAUGACGUUCUUGAUAAGAAUGGGAAACCUUGUAUACAUUCAGAUGGCACUGGCUACAUCUCUGAGGACCUUGCUCGGUUGUGUCCAGUAAAUAUUUUUAAAGGGAAAUGUCUCAGAAGUGAUAAUAUUCAGGAAGCCUGUAAACAAGACCCGCCUCUUCUGAUCCAGUUUCGGAUGUUUUAUUAUGGCUAUGCUAUUAAGGGAACUUUUCUCUUAAACAAGAAACUUCCUCCUUGGACAAUCCAGGUUCGACCCUCUAUGAUCAAGGUGUCUAAAGAUCCAGCCUUGUCAAAUAUUAGCACCUUUAACGCCCUGGAAGUAGUCAAUACAAGUCUUCCACCAAGAAGAACAACAAAUCUAUCAAGGAAUUUGGUUGCGCUGCUUAGCUAUGGUGGAGUCCCUGAUGACUUCUUUAUGAAUAUAUUGCUCAAUACACUUGAAGAGUCGAAAACCAUAUUCCACAACAAACGUUCCGCGCUUAAAAUUGCCCUUAACUAUGGAGAAAUGGAUGACCAUAAUGCUGCAGAAAUGAUCUUGGUUGGUAUUCCCCUCAACGAACCACACUUGAGGACUCAUUUGUCUACUCUUUUAAAGACAGAGAAUAAUAGUCUCAAAGAAGGAAAGCUUCCGGUGUCCGAAUCGUACUAUCUCAUGGGCACAGUGGAUCCCACCGGAGAGUUAAAGGAAGAUGAAGUCUGUGUCAUCCUUGAGUCUGGCCAAAUUUCAGGGUAUGUACUAGUUUACAGGAAUCCUGGACUACAUUUUGGAGACAUACAUGUACUUAAAGCUACAUAUGUUAAGGCCCUAGAAGAGUAUGUCGGAAACUCCAAGUAUGCUGUGUUCUUUCCUCAGAAGGGUCCAAGAUCUUUAGGAGAUGAGAUUGCUGGUGGUGACUUUGAUGGUGAUAUGUAUUUCAUAUCCCGAAAUCCCGAGCUACUUGAACACUUCAAGCCAAGUGAACCGUGGGUGAGUUUGAGUCCUCCUAGUAAAAGUGACUCUGCUAGAGACCCAAGCCAGUUUUCACCCAAAGAGUUGGAGAGAGAGCUUUUUGAUAUGUUCUUGAAGACAAGAUUUCAAGCCAGCAAUGUCAUAGGGAUGGCUGCAGAUUGCUGGUUAACAAUAAUGGACCGCUUCUUCAUUCUCGAAAAUGACAGAGCUGAGGAAAAAGCUGAAAUGAAAAAGAAAAUGCUAAAGCUUAUUGAUGUAUAUUAUGAUGCUCUUGAUGCACCAAAGAUAGGAGCUAAGGUCGAUCUCCCUAGCGAGUUGAGGCCUGACAUUUUUCCACAUUACAUGGAGCGAGAUCAAAUAUUCAAGUCCACUUCUAUUCUUGGAUUAAUCUAUGACUGUGUUAAAUCACAGACAACAGAGAAACACUCCCCAUCAUCUGAAAUCAGUAAACUCCAAUGUUUCGAAGAUGAACCGGUCUCUGAGUUUCAUAUGGAGAAAUGUAGACAGUGGUAUGACAAUUACAAGCGUGAUAUGAGCAAGGUGAUGAAUGCCGAUGAGAGCUAUAAGGAUGAAUUAGCCAGUGAAGUUAUUCAAAGAUACAAGCAGGAAUUCUACGACGCUGCAGGGUUUGAAGACAGCAGGAAAAGUCUUGAAGAACUCUAUCCUCAAGCCCUCGCACUCUACAACAUCGUUUACGAUUAUGCCAUUAAGGCAGGUGUUUCAACAUCGUUUGUGUGGAAGGUUGCAGGACCGGUUCUGUGCAGAUUCUACAGUAAGAAAACGCAGGAGAAAUCUGUAACGGGUUCAGUCUCUGUGCUUAAAGAGCUUUGGGGUUGA